AUGGGCAACGGGUCUUCUUCGCAGCAGCAGCAGCACCCGGCAGCGCGUCCGAACCGACAGACGCGCGCGUCGCAGUCAGCGCAGAGGCCGGCGGCCGCCGGCGCGAGCGCAGCAGCCUACCCGGGUGCCAAUCACCAGGCGGCGAUCAACGCGUCGGCGCGGCCGAACGGCGUGCCACUCGCGCAGGUGCAGGCGCAGCUGCUCGAGGGGAUGCGGCCUGAGCAGAGCGGCGGGUACGGCUACAACCCCCAGCGCGCGGUGGCGCCGCGGCCCACGGUUCAGAAGACCGUCACCAUCCGCAACGAGGUCAACCUCAAGAAGCCGAGCCUCUGCGCGACGCCGCACCCGGACGACCCGUCCAAGCUGCUGCUCGAGUUCAAGUUUGAUGCGUCGGCCGACUGCCAGAUCGGCGUCUACUACUUGGCGACCGAGCCGGCCAAGGCGGACGGUGCCGGUGCCGGCGCCGGCUACUCGCCAAAGGACGCCGGCUCGACGCCUCCAAAGGAGGAGCGGCGGAAGGGGCUCGGGCAGAGCUACAAGGUGCCCCUCUCGCACCCGCUCGACACGGGCGCCUACUCAGAGGCGGAGCUCUGCUGGCAGCCCGCGCGCGCGGCGCCCGCGGGGCGGGAGGACCGGUAUCCGAUCAUCGUCUGCCUCGAGGCAACCUCGACGCAGAGCGGCUCCGCGCAGUCGCAGACCACCUUCGCGACCCUCGCGCGGAUCGUCGGCGAGGGGGGCGGCGGGGGGGAGGCGGAGUGGGUCGUCAAGCCCCUCAAGCAAAAGAUACAGGUGGGGGCCUCCUCGUACGAGCUGCAGGAGAUCUUUGGCAUCGACCAGAGCCGCGAGACGCGCGCGGGGGCGGCGGGCGCGGCGGGCGCCUCGUCGGCGGCCGGCGCUGCUGGCGACGAGGACAACGGCGCCGAGUGCGUCAUCUGCAUGAGCGAGCCCAAGGACACGACCGUGCUGCCCUGCAGACACAUGUGCAUGUGUGCCAGCUGCGCGCGCUCGCUGCGCGUGCAGUCGAACAAAUGCCCGGUUUGCCGCAGCACGAUAGACUCGCUUCUGCAGAUCAAGGUGUCGAAGGGCUACUCCUCGCGUGAAAACUCCUCCUCCUUGGGCGCGGCCGCGGUGCCUGCUGCGGGUGCGUCUGCCGCUGACCAGCCGGAGGACGGGGUGGCACCGCCCGCUCCAGCCGCCGCAACCGCCGCUCCGACAGCAGCCGCGGGCGAGGGUUCGGCCGACGCGGGCGAGGGUUUGGCCGACGGGAGCGCUGCCGCUGCAGGCGAGCGCGACGCCACGCCGCCUCCUGGCGAGGCGGAAGUCCCGUGA
This is a messenger RNA of Emiliania huxleyi CCMP1516, 1329 nucleotides long. RefSeq lists its product as hypothetical. Gene Ontology annotation, molecular function: ubiquitin protein ligase activity. Gene Ontology annotation, biological process: protein ubiquitination. The transcript has 3 exons. The record is from RefSeq and is a predicted model, not a curated record. NCBI's taxonomy places the organism in Eukaryota, Haptophyta, Isochrysidales, Noelaerhabdaceae. Bases 1 to 1329 code for a protein of 442 amino acids.